GUAUAGACAAUGGAAGGUCGGUUUACUUCAGGGGAUUAUGAGACCGAGCGCGGUAUUGAGAACACCGGGUUCCAGCUGCAGGAAAGUGGUGAGCACAUCAAGAACGGACACCCGGUGGUGAAUCAAAACAAUUCGUUACAAGUGCCUAAGAGGAAAAAGUCUUUAGUGCAGCUGACCAGAGAGGCUCUACCUAGAUUAGAAAAUUACAGGAAUUCGAGGAAGGCUGUGAAACGGCCCAGUUUGGGAGAAUUACAUGAAGGAGAGGAAUCGAAGGAAAACAAUCAUGCCACAGACACUAACAUAGCGGUGGAAGACCAGUCAGAGCCGCACGCAGGAAUAAAGCUAGGAUGGAUACAAGGUGUCCUCAUACCAUGUCUUCUCAAUAUCUGGGGAGUCAUGUUAUUUCUUCGCCUGUCUUGGGUAGUGGCGGAGGCAGGUAUUGGUGUCGUUGCUACUUUAGUAAUGAUCCUCAUUUGUGCCGUUGGAAUGGAAUGGGAAUCGAAGGCGCAGAAUUUCUUGAUAGCUGCAAUUGUGGGAGCAAUGGUAGAUUUUAUAGUUGGGACUAUAAUUGGACCUACAAGUGAUCUGCAAAAGGCGCAAGGUUUCGUAGGCUUUAACAGAUGCAAGGAAACACGCAUUGGAGGGGGCAACCACUUGCCAAAGGAUCCUGCAACAGCUAUUCCAAGAGGCACUCUACUAUCUCUUCUGAUCUCUAUGUUUUCUUAUGCUGUAUUUGUGAUCUUCGCUGGUGGAGCAGCUCUUAGAGACGCUAGCGGAAAUACUACUGAUUUAAUGAAUGGUUCUAUAACUUAUUGUGUUACUGAUGAGUCAUGUAAAUAUGGAUUAUUUAACAGCUACCAGAUGAUGCAAAUCAUGUCCAGUUGGUGGCCACUUAUCUAUGCCGGAUGCUUCGCAGCUACUCUAAGCACAGCUUUGACAAAUUUGUUGUCGGUACCGAGACUUAUCCAAGCUCUUGGCAUUGAUCGAAUUUACCCAGGACUUAUCUUCUUCUCCAAAGGAUAUGGUAAACAUGGAGAACCCUAUAGGGGAUAUAUAUUGACGUUCAUAGUAUCUAUUGCGUUUUUGUUGAUAGCUGAACUGAAUGCUAUAGCUCCACUGAUAUCCAAUUUUUAUCUUGCAUCCUACGCCCUUAUUAAUUUCUGUACCUUUCACGCCGCAUUAAUCAAACCGUUGGGUUGGAGACCAACCUUUAGGUAUUACAACACAUGGUUGAGUCUUUCUGGGUUUAUAAUGUGCGUUGUAAUAAUGUUUCUGAUUAACUGGUGGUCUUCUUUGAUAACAUUUGGAAUUAUCUGGGGUCUCUACCUUCUAGUAGUUUACAGAAAGCCAGAUGUAAACUGGGGAUCUUCUACUCAAGCCCAGACAUACAAAACAGCUCUUACAACAGCUCAACGGUUGAACAAUAUCAGUGAACACGUGAAGAACUACAAGCCACAAAUUUUGGUACUGUGCGGUUAUCCACAAGUUAGACCACUGUUGAUAGACUUUGCUAAUCUUAUUACCAAAUCCCACUCCUUGCUGAUCAUUGGGGAUGUGAUCAAUAAACGAAUAAACCACAGAACAAGAUCUACAAGAACAUCAAAAGUCUAUAACUAUUUGAGAAAUAGAAAAAUAAAAGCAUUCUAUACAAUCAUCGAUAACAUGUCAUUUGAAAUCGGCUCGAAAGCUCUUCUCCAAACGUCAGGAAUCGGCAAACUUAGCCCCAACGUGUUGAUGAUGGGAUACAAAAACGACUGGCAGAUUUGCAACAAAGAAGAACUUCUUGCGUACUUCAACGUUUUACAUGCGGCUUUUGACCACAGAGUAGCAGUAGCUAUACUCAGAUUGGGCGAUGGGCUGGAUUAUGGAAUUCUACUAGAUGACGCCGAUCAGGAUCGCAUCAGUAACGACGCCUCACUAACACCAGCUUCAAGAAACGAACUAAGAACGUCUGUUUCUAGUAACAUUAUGCAUGCCGAUUCUAAUUUAAGUUUGACAACAGUGGGUCUUCCAGAAAACAACUCAUAUAUCAAUCUGCAGACCCCUGCAGGGUCCCACAACGGCAAACAAAAGAAACAACGUCCAGGUCUUGACGAAAUCAUCAUCACCCCACCGGAUGAGCAAGCUAAGUUAGAGGAAAAACUCGAUAUGUUUAGGAGGAAGCAGCCCAAAGGCUACAUAGAUGUUUGGUGGUUGUACGAUGACGGUGGAUUGACUAUGCUUUUACCUUAUAUUAUUAACACAAGAAAUAGUUAUUCCAGCUGCAAGCUGCGAGUGUUUGCCAUGGCUAAUAAUAAGAAUGAAUUGUUGCAAGAAGAGAAAAACAUGGCCCAUUUGUUAUCAAAAUUCCGAUUGGACUAUUACAGUCUACAAAUGGUUUCAAUAGCGGAUAAACCCCAAGAUUCCACAAUAGACUUUUUCAACGAAUUAUUGACGAGGUUUAUUACAACAGAGGAAGUCAAAGAGAGCGAUUGCAUGAUCAGCACGGCAGAAAUCGCUGCAUCACAAGACAAAACUUAUAGGCAGUUAAGAUUACGAGAAUUACUUUUGCAACAUUCCAGUGAGGCCAACUUAAUUGUUAUGUCUCUCCCAUGCCCAGGAAAGGUACAGUGUCAGCCCCACUAUACAUGGCCUGGCUGGAAGCCCUCACGAGAGACAUGCCACCUUACUUGCUGGUGCGGGCUACUUGGUCUUGGAAUCCUAACCAUUGGAGUAUGGGCUUGGAGUGAAAAAGAUAUAUUCAAUAAUUUAGGAAAAGUUGCCAAUGUUGCUCUAGAUCCCGCUUUUGUAUUAAUAUGUAUAGGAACAGUAACUUUUGUGAUAGGCUUUACUGGCUGUGUAGGGGCACUAAGAGAGAACACUUGCUUGCUAGCCACAAUCAAAUCUCAAGCAACAAUUGGAUUUCAAACGUUUAUAAUUCACUAUAGAGAAGAUCCUGAUCAACAGAACCUUAUUGACUGGAUUCAGGAAGACUGGCUUCAGUGUUGUGGAAUUGAAGGACCCAAAGACUGGGAUCGCAACAAUUACUUCAAUUGUUCAUCAAAAGAUGUUGGUAGCAGGGAAGCUUGUGGAGUGCCAUUCUCAUGUUGCAAAAGGAAACCAAAUGAGAUUAUUAAAAAUAAACAGUGCGGAUAUGAUGUUCGAAAACCUGGAUUUGUAAGUAUUUAUUUAUUGCUACGUGCGAUAUUUUUCUGUGACUUUAUAAUUAUUUAUAUACACAAACAUGUUAUUGCUUAA
Molecule: messenger RNA, 3237 nt
Organism: Diabrotica balteata
Lineage: Eukaryota; Metazoa; Arthropoda; Insecta; Coleoptera; Chrysomelidae
Source: the annotation of a GenBank genome assembly